Anoplopoma fimbria (sablefish) is the source of this 3350-nucleotide messenger RNA. RefSeq names its product AFG3-like AAA ATPase 1 (gene afg3l1). Gene Ontology annotation, biological process: mitochondrial protein processing; protein-containing complex assembly. Lineage: Eukaryota; Metazoa; Chordata; Actinopteri; Perciformes; Anoplopomatidae. The record is from RefSeq and is a predicted model, not a curated record. Gene Ontology annotation, molecular function: ATP hydrolysis activity; zinc ion binding; ATP-dependent peptidase activity. Gene Ontology annotation, cellular component: membrane; m-AAA complex.
UCGGGCUUUUACAUCAUCCUCUCGUUGACAUUUCACGUUAUUCAAUAACACGCCAUGGCGUCCAGGACGGGAUACUAAGCCGUAAAGCUCCGUGUUUUUGGGGACUGAAAGAACCGGGGGAGGAUGUCUCAGGUGCUGAGGCUGCUGUCGGCUGCUGCCUUGCCUCUCUGCCGCGCUGGAGGAGCCCGGGCCCGGCUGCGGGAGGUCGGAUGCGGGAGGUCCUUCGCCCUGAACGUCUGUCGGACUCCAGGGAACCCUCUCUUCUGUCGCAGAUUCCAGUCAUUUCAGCGGCGACUGUACUCCUCUGAACCCAAAGAUGGAAAAGGAGGAGGAGCAGGAGGAGGAGCAGGAGGAGGAAAAUCAUCAGGUGGAGGGAAGAGAGGAGGAAAAGACUGGUGGAGCCGAAUGCAAAAGGGAGACUUCCCGUGGGACGAGAAGGAUUUCCGGUACCUGGCGCUCACGGCGGCCGGAAUCAGUUCAGCGCUGCUCUACGUCUACUUCAGAGACAACGGACGAGAGAUCAGCUGGAAGGACUUUGUGCACCACUACGUCAGCAGGGGAAUGGUGGAGCGGUUAGAAGUCGUCAACAAACAGUACGUCAGAGUCAUCCUGGUGCCGGGAGCCGACCCUGACGCGAGCUACGUUUGGUUCAACAUCGGCAGCGUGGACACGUUUGAGAGGAACCUGGAGGCGGCGAGCAUGGAGCUCGGUUUGGAGCCGUCACGCCGCCCCGCCGUCGUCUACAGCACCGAGAGCGACGGCUCCUUCAUGAUGAGCAUGAUUCCCACCCUGCUGCUGAUCGGCUUCCUGCUCUUCACGCUGCGUCGGGGGGCGAUGGGCGGGGGCCCCGGCGGCGGGAAGGGGGGGCCCUUCAGCAUGAGCGAGUCGACGGCGAAGAUGAUGAAGGACAACAUCGAUGUGAAGUUCAAGGACGUGGCCGGCUGUGAGGAGGCCAAGCUGGAGAUCCUGGAGUUCGUCAACUUCCUGAAGAACCCGAAACAGUACCAGGACCUCGGGGCCAAGAUCCCCAAGGGUGCCGUGCUCUCCGGACCUCCCGGUACCGGUAAGACUCUGCUGGCUAAAGCCACAGCCGGAGAGGCCAACGUCCCGUUCAUCACCGUCAACGGCUCCGAGUUCCUGGAGAUGUUCGUGGGCGUCGGUCCUGCGAGGGUGAGGGACAUGUUCGCCAUGGCGAGGAAGAACGCGCCCUGCAUCCUCUUCAUCGACGAGAUCGACGCCGUGGGCAGGAAGAGGGGGAACUUUGGAGGUCAGAGUGAGCAGGAGAACACUCUGAACCAGCUGCUGGUGGAGAUGGACGGUUUUAACACGGCGACUAACGUGGUGGUCUUGGCUGGAACCAACAGACCCGACAUCCUGGAUCCGGCUCUGAUGAGACCGGGACGCUUCGACAGACAGAUCUACAUAGGUCCUCCGGACAUCAAAGGCAGAGCGUCCAUCUUUAAAGUCCACCUGAGGCCGAUCAAAACGGACCCCAACAUGGACAAAGACGUUCUGGCCAGGAAGAUGGCCGCCGCCACGCCGGGAUUCACCGGCGCCGACAUCGCUAACGUCUGUAACGAGGCGGCGCUGAUCGCUGCUCGUCAUCUGAACAAAUCCGUCAACGCCAAACACUUUGAACAUGCGAUCGACCGCGUCAUCGGAGGUCUGGAGAAGAAGACUCAGGUUCUGCAGCCGACGGAGAAGAAGACGGUGGCGUACCACGAGGCCGGUCACGCCAUCGUGGGCUGGUUCCUGCAGCACGCCGACCCGCUGCUGAAGGUGUCCAUCAUCCCUCGGGGUAAAGGUCUGGGUUACGCUCAGUACCUCCCCAGAGAGCAGUACCUCUACAGCAAAGAGCAGCUGUUUGACCGGAUGUGCAUGAUGCUCGGGGGCCGCGUGGCCGAGCACGUCUUCUUCGGCCGGAUCACCACCGGAGCUCAGGACGACCUGAAGAAGGUCACGCAGUCCGCCUACGCCCAGGUGGUCCAGUUUGGGAUGAGCGAUAAAGUGGGACAGGUGUCCUUCGACCUUCCCCGUCAGGGCGAGAUGGUCCUGGAGAAGCCGUACAGCGAGGCCACGGCGGUUCUGAUCGACGAGGAGGUCCGAGCCCUGGUGGACCGAGCCUACCAGAGGACGCUGGAGCUCAUCCAGCAGAAGAAGGAGCUGGUUGAUCUGGUGGGGAAGCGUCUCCUGGACAAGGAGGUUCUGGAUAAGGCCGACAUGUUGGAGCUGCUCGGCCCGCGGCCGUUCGAGGAGAAGUCGACGUACGAGGACUUUGUGGAGGGAACGGGGAGCUUUGAGGAGGACACCAGCCUCCCAGAGGGCCUCCGAGACUGGAACCAGGAGAGAGGAGGAGGAGAGGAGGAGGUGACUCAGGACAAACAGCAGGCCAUGUAGAGACGGAAACUCGGAUCAGAAGAACAAACUCUUCACAUCCAACUCAACGCUGACUCAGAUUAAUCAUUUCUGCCCUCAGAUUACUUUAAGAUUUAUUUUGUUUCACAUGUUUUGAACAAAAGAAAAAUGAAGUAAUUUAAGAGCAGAAAUGAUUAAUUCAAAGACACAAAUGAAGUCAUUAAAGUCUCAUUUGAGUCAGAAAUGUUCCACCAGACUCCGUUUAUAAUCUCUGCCUAAAUGUAGACUUUUCUUUCCCUUCUGAGGCUUCGAUCCGUCUGUUUCUGCAGCGUUCGGACGGGGAGACGCUCCGAACCAUCACACAGGAGGCUGCUUUUCAAUAUUCUUGAACUGAGUGUGAAUGACGCACAUUUCUAUUUAUUUAUUGCAUAAAAGGGGGUUUGCUCCCCGACUGACGUCCCGAUAACGAGGAAGAAAACAGUCUGAAGAACCUUCCUGCAACCAAAUUUAGAACAUUUUACAGGUUUAAAUAUUUUGAGAAUUGAUGUGACGUUUUUUGUUUUUGUUUUGUUUCCUACAACAAGUUUUCUUUUAUUAUCUGGUAACACGGACAUGUCGGUGAAUAAAAAUCCUCAGCGACUGUUUGUUUGAACUUUACAGUUUCUUUUGUACAAACCGCUCGAAAGCUUGUGUAGAUGAUUGUAUAGGUUUUUCUUGAUAAAAGUAACAGGAAGCUGCUACGUCACAAAAUAAUAAUAUCUGCGUUCUCUAUAAAGGAAUUCUGCUGAUUUAAAGGAGAAACGUUCCUCAAACAUCGACACAAAAAGUCAUUUUACUGCAGAAACGCUGGACUCGUUUAUUGUUUUAUUGUUUAUAAUCCAACCAUUUAAAUGAAAGUACUUUAAUGAGCCUUAUUAUUGUGAUUGUUAUUAUAAUUAGUCUGAGAUGAUUAUCUUCCAUAAACCUAUUAAACCUAUGAAGUACUCUGCUGUAAU